GCCCAGCCAGCAGCCAGCAGCUCGGGUCUCCGAGAGACUGCUGCUUCCCUCCUGCUCCUUGCUUCCGGCUGUCUGUCUGUCUGGCCUGUCCGUCUGUCAAGCUAUGGCUGGGCCGACCCUGGUCCCUGGGAUCUGGUGGCUGUGGCUGCUGCUGCUGUCCCUGGGUGCCCAUGGUGAGAUGUGUUUGAAGUUUGGUGGCGACAACCAAAUCGUGGAGUCUUGUCCUGAUUUCUGCUGUGGUUCCUGCGCUCAUCAGUAUUGCUGCUCUGAUGUAUUGAAGAAGUUCGAGGGGAACGAGGAAUUAUGUGGUAUGAUGAAGGCCAGUGCAUCCAACUCCACAGAGCCAAUGGAACAGGUGGGCGUGGCAAUGAGGUUUGGAUCCAGCUAUGAAAAUGAUGACAACACCAUGCCAGAGUUUGGAGCGACGAUUGCCAUUGGCCUGACCAUCUUGGUACUGUUUGUGGUCACCAUUAUUGUCUGCUUCACCUGCUCCUGCUGCUGUUUGUAUAAGAUGUGUCGGCGACCCCGUCCCAUCGUGACUACCACCACAGCAACCACGGUGGUGCAUGCUCCGUACCCUCAGCCCCCAAAUGUGCCUCCUAGCUACCCAGGACCCACAUACCAAGGCUACCAGCCUAUGCCACCCCAGCCAACAGCACCUUACCCAGCACAGUAUCCACCCCCCUACCCAGCCCAGCCUAUGGGCCCACCGGCCUACCACGAGACCUUGGCUGGAGGUGCAGCCGUGCCCUAUCCUACCAGCCAGCCUCCUUACAACCCAGCCUACAUGGACCCCCCAAAGGCAGCCCCCUGAUCAUUCCCCUCCCGUUUCUGGCUGCCACUCAAUGAUCAUCAUGCUGCGCAGGUGUAUGUGUGUGAGUGCGUGGUAUACGCAGGUUCCCCAUUGGCCUGUGUGAGAUGUGAGCCCUGUCUAGAUUGGUGGCUUCUUCUGAUGCUCACUAGGUGCGGACCAAUCCUUGCCCGAAUAGGGCAGGACCAAACUUUUUAUUAUUUUUUUUAUUAUUAUUUUUUCUUCUUUUCUACUUGAAAUGAAUGCUUUCCUGCAAUCACAAGCAAAUUCAGAGAUUGGGGGGUACUGGAAGGUAUUUUCAAACUCACCCCAGAGUGACCAGGAUAGCACAGUUUUCUUUUUGUGAGUACUUUUGCACAUAUCCUGGUUUGAAGAGUGGCCUGUUGCUACUUGAGGCCAAUAUUCCGCCCCCCCCCAGGAUUUGGGGUGCUCUUUGUUAAAUCUGAGCCAUGAGGCAGGCAGGUAGGGAAAGUUGAAGCUCAAUGCUUUAGGCAAAUGUCCCCUUAUGCCCAAAAGCCUGGAUCAUGCUUAAAUGGGGGUCAGCUAGUUCCUUAUGUCAAAAACCUCCGGCCAGGGGUCCACCCAACCCAGAUGGCUGUCUCUUUGGAUUGUCCCUGUGUCCUCUCUGGGUCAUAGUCCUGGCCUCAGGGAAGUUUGCUUGCCUGACCUCUGCUAUAGGUGAGCAAUAGGAGCUAUAACCACCAACACACUCAGCUUUCUACCCUGCAGUGUUGUUUUUACUUUUAGCCAAACAUUUUUGCCUGGUUUUUUUUUUUUUUUUUUUGCUUCUUUUUUGGUCAUGGGGCU
This is a messenger RNA of Dipodomys ordii (Ord's kangaroo rat), 1618 nucleotides long. RefSeq names its product shisa family member 5 (gene Shisa5). Gene Ontology annotation, biological process: positive regulation of canonical NF-kappaB signal transduction. The record is from RefSeq and is a predicted model, not a curated record. The coding region runs from base 104 to 814 and encodes 236 amino acids. Gene Ontology annotation, cellular component: endoplasmic reticulum. Lineage: Eukaryota; Metazoa; Chordata; Mammalia; Rodentia; Heteromyidae. The transcript is spliced from 6 exons.